This is a messenger RNA of Dissoconium aciculare CBS 342.82, 486 nucleotides long. RefSeq lists its product as uncharacterized. The record is from RefSeq and is a predicted model, not a curated record. Bases 1 to 486 code for a protein of 161 amino acids. NCBI's taxonomy places the organism in Eukaryota, Fungi, Ascomycota, Dothideomycetes, Mycosphaerellales, Dissoconiaceae. The transcript has 2 exons.
AUGACAAGCCCAACCUAUCCAACAUGCAAGUCCGGCGGCACGCCCAUGGUGAACACAACCUCCGCCUACUGCAUCGUCCCUCAUGGCCAUCCUGGCAUGGGGUCCUGCUGUAGUCAGCUGGGCAACAGCACCGUGGAGUUUCUUCCCGACUGCUAUUCCUGGUGUGUGUUGGACGAGGUCGUGAGCGGAGCGAACCCGCCGUCGCUGUCAAUCACCUUCUCCCGCUGUUUGGAGGACUUCGAUUCGUCGCGCAACGUGGCAGGGACGUUGUGCAAGUCUGCUCAGGCCGGCCAACAGCCGACUACGACCACCUCGACCUCAACCACGGCUUCCGGGACACAGUCUCCUGCAUCUCAACCGGCCGUGACCUCUCCCAGUGCUGCAGAACGUGGUGGAGGGCAAGCGAAUGGCUUGUCGGCUGUCUUGGUUGCAGCGGUCCUUGUUGGCGGGUUGGUGUCAUCCGGCGCCCUGCUGGUCUCGCAGUGA